AUGAUGAUGGGAGAUACGAUGAGAACAAUUGGUUCGAGCAUGGCAAGUUUGUUCUUCUUUUGGGCAACUUUUCAACAGAUCUUCCCUGAUCACCUCAAGAUCGCAAUCAAAGAGUUUCUUUUGUCUACAAUCCAGCAACUCUCUAUUGUCCAAAGAUUCUCCGACCGGAUUAUCAACUUCUUCUCUCCUUACAUUGUAAUCAAUUUCCCAGAGUACGAAGAGUACCGUUUUAAUCACGCUUUCGCAGCCAUCGAGACUUACCUUGGGGCCAAAGCAACCGAUAAAGCACAAAAGCUUAGGGCAAGUCAGGUUAAAGAGAGCAAAGGACUAGUCUUGAAACGUGACGAGACUAAAGUUAGAGAUGUAUACGAAGGACUUAACGUCUGGUGGGAGCUUGUGACUGGUACUGAUGGAGACAGAACUCAUAGACUCACUUUCCAUAGACGUGGAUUGGAGAUUGUAACAGGAUCAUACAUUAAGUAUGUGGUUGAAGAAGGUAAAUCGAUCGAGGCAAGGAACAAGAAGAUGAAGCUGUACACGAAUAACCCUAGUUCAGAUUGGGGCUCUAGCAAGAAGAGCAUGUGGAGGCACAUUGAUUUUAAGCACCCGGCGAGUUUUCAGACAUUGGCUAUGGAAUCUAAGAAGAAAGAAGAAAUCUUGAAUGAUCUCGAGGCGUUUAGCAAUGGGAAAGAGUAUUACAAGAAGAUUGGGAAAGCUUGGAAAAGGGGUUACCUAUUGCAUGGACCACCAGGGACAGGUAAAUCAACGAUGAUUGCAGCUAUGGCGAAUCAUUUGAACUAUAGUAUCUAUGAUCUUGAACUCACGGCUAUACAGAACAACUCGGAGUUGAGGAAACUCUUGACCGCGACAUCGAGCAAGUCGAUUAUUGUGAUUGGAGACAUCGAUUGUUCUGUAGACCUAACGGGCAAGAGAAGCAAGAGAGACAGUGACUUGUUCAGCAAGAACGAUGGAGAAAAGGGCAAAGAAGAACAAAACCAGAGUAGUAGAGUCACACUCUCUGGUCUUUUGAAUUUUAUAGAUGGGAUAUGGUCGGCUUGUGGACAAGAGAGGAUCAUCGUUUUCACUACGAAUCAUAUGGAGAAGUUAGACCCGGCUUUGAUCAGGAGAGGAAGAAUGGAUAUGCACAUUGAGUUGUCUUAUUGUAGUUUCGAAGGGUUUAAGGUUCUUGCCAAGAACUACUUGGAUCUUGAUUCACAUCCUCUGUUCGUCAAAAUCGAGUCUUUCCUUAAGGAAAUAAACGUUUCUCCGGCCGACGUGGCGGAGGAAUUAAUGGCCAAGAAUCAUAAGAUAGACGUCGACGGAUCCUUGAAAGACUUGGUACAGAGUUUGGAGAGGAGAAAGAAGAACCAGAGAGGUAACAGUCAUGAUCAAAAGAAGAAAUAUAGUGACAGGAAACUCGGAAUAUUCAAUUGGGCCUCAAAACAAUUAAUGGGCCGUCAUUAGGAAAUUCAUA
Molecule: messenger RNA, 1474 nt
Organism: Eutrema salsugineum
Lineage: Eukaryota; Viridiplantae; Streptophyta; Magnoliopsida; Brassicales; Brassicaceae
Product: AAA-ATPase At3g28600
Exons: 1
Coding region: 1-1464 (487 amino acids)
Molecular function (GO): ATP binding; ATP hydrolysis activity
Source: RefSeq, a predicted model, not a curated record